Molecule: messenger RNA, 993 nt
Organism: Sphenostylis stenocarpa
Lineage: Eukaryota; Viridiplantae; Streptophyta; Magnoliopsida; Fabales; Fabaceae
Source: the annotation of a GenBank genome assembly
AUGUCAUCUUCAGAAAAUAAACAGAUGGGUUGGGCCAUAGCUCUACACGGCGGCGCCGGCGACAUACCCCUUUCACUACCACCGGAGAGACGGCAGCCGCGAGAGGAAGCUCUCCGCCACUGCCUUCAAAUCGGCGUCGAAGCUCUCAAAGCCAAACUGCCUCCUCUCGACGUGGUUGAGCGCGUCGUUCGGGAGUUGGAGAACAUUCCGCAGUUCAACGCGGGGAAGGGAUCGGUGCUGACUUCCAAAGGCAGCGUCGAAAUGGAAGCUUCCAUCAUGGACGGCACCACUAUGAAUUGCGGAGCUGUUUCCGGACUCACUACAGUCGUCAACGCCAUCUCUCUCGCUCGAUUGGUCAUGGAGAAGACGCCUCACAUUUAUCUCGCUUUCGAUGGAGCAGAGGAAUUUGCAAGACAACAAGGCGUUGAGAUUGUCGAUUCAAGCCAUUUUAUUACUGCAGAAAACAUUGAAAGGCUAAAGCAUGCCAAAGAAGCCAAUAGGGUCCAGAUUGACUAUACCCAACCUGUCCAAAACGAUACUAAGAAAGAAACAACAAUUGCUAAUGGUGAUAGUCAAAUUGGAACUGUUGGGUGUGUGGCUGUUGAUGGUAAUGGAAACUUAGCUGCUGCAACGUCCACUGGCGGGUUAGUGAACAAAAUGGUUGGUCGAAUUGGUGACACACCGGUCAUAGGUGCUGGGACCUAUGCUGAUGCACGUUGUGCGGUUUCAGCAACUGGUAAAGGUGAAGCAAUAAUACGUGGGACAGUGGCAAGAGAUGUGGCUGCUCUGAUAGAGUUUAAGGGUCUUACUCUCGAGGAAGCUGCGGCUUGUGUUGUUCAUGAGCGCACGCCAAAAGGCACUGUUGGUUUGAUUGCUGUGUCUGCCAAAGGAGAAGUUGCAAUGCCUUUUAAUACAACAGGCAUGUUCAGAGCGUGUGCUACUGAAGAUGGGUAUUCUGAGAUUGCAAUUUGGCCUGCUGCCAAAAUUGAAUGA